AAGUCCCCAAACAACAAUACCGGAAGUGGGGAAUGUAUUCGUCUAGGAAGCUACCUCUGAAAAGUAGUUGUAUUUACUCAUUGUAAAGCAGAGUGAUACCACACUGGAAGAUGAACAGUCUUUCUCCAGAGGUGGCACUGAGCCGGAUCUCCCCUGAGCUGCGGCCUUUGCUGUGCAGUGUUGUACGAAAUGGUCAAGUUGGUUUAGACUCCACUAACUGUUUGCGAAUCACUGACCUUAAGACUGGAUGCACAUCUCUGACACCUGGACCCUGUUGUGACAGAUUUAAAUUGCACAUCCCUUAUGCUGGAGAGACUCUUAAAUGGGACAUCAUCUUUAAUGCCAGAGACCCUGAGCUGCCUCCUGACUUCAUUUUUGGGGAGGAUGCAGAGUUUCUGCCAGAGCCAUCUGAACUGCCGCACCUGGCAGCGUGGGACGCCGGUGAUCCUGAAUGCCUCCUGUGGCUGGUGAAGGAGCUCCUGCAGCAGUACCACCAGUACCAGUGUCAGCGGCUGAGGGACAGCUCGCGCCUGCUCUUCGAGUAUGACAGCCUGCUCGAGGACCCCAACUUCGGCCGCAGCAUGGAGGUCUAUGCCGGCCGCAAGAACAGCUGGACAGGAGAGUUCUCCGCUCGCUUCCUGCUCAAACUCCCAGUGGACUUCAGCAACAUUCCCAUCUAUCUCCUCAAGGACACAGCUCUGGACCCGGGGGAGGAUGUGGCGUUGCUGUCUGUUAGCUUUGAGGAUGCCGAGGCCACUCAGGUCUUCCCCAAACUCUUCUUAUCACCCAGCAUAGAACAUGCCCUUGGAGGGCCCUCAGCCCUGCACAUCCCAGCCUUCCCGAGUGGAGGCUGCCUCAUUGACUACGUGCCUCAAGUGUGCCAGUUACUCACAAAUAAGGUGCAGUAUGUAAUCCAGGGCUAUCAUAAGAGAAGAGAGUACAUUGCUGCAUUUCUUAGUCACUUUGGAAUGGGGGUGGUGGAGUACGACGCUGUGGGCUUUACCAAGCUCACUCUUCUGCUUAUGUGGACGGACUUUUGCUUCCUCGUCCAUGUGGAUCUGCCCCUGUACUUCCCACGAGACCAGCCUACACUCACCUUCCAGUCCAUCUACCACUUCACCAGCAGUGGACAGCUCUACUCGCAGGUGCAGAAGUCCUACCCGUACAGUCCGCGCUGGGAUGGCAACGAGAUGGCCAAAAGAGCCAAGGCCUACUUCAAGAGCUUUAUCCCUCAGUUCCAGGAGGGGGCUUUUGCCAACGGAAAACUGUAGCUUCAGAAUGAGGCCGAGGUGAAAGUGAAGUGAAGAGAAUUUGCCGGUAAUCCCUGAGCUGAAGAGGCAGCUUUGAACUAGAAGAUCGACCCCAGCCAACCGUCCUUCAGCUCUGAGAAUGCUCACCCAGAUACGCACUCAAACAACACGCCACCAUGGACGGUCUAUUUGAAAAAUAUUGACCGUUCUGCACUGGAGACAUCUAAACCGAACUCUGUUUACUAAACACUUUCAGGUGAACGCUUUAGAAGCUUAGAUGUCACUGAUCACCUGUCCCUUGUGACUCCAGACACUCUGUGCUGGAGGACCCUUCACAUAUCCAUUUGAACUGAUUGUCCCCCUUUCUUCACCAUGUCUGUUCUUACAUGAGCUAGAAUAAAUUAGUUUUCUUCAUUUUCUACAUUCACUGAACAACUUUGUGUAAUUCAUUGUAUAAUUCAUUUCAUUUCAGGCAAAAUUCCUUUUAUAUUUUAUGUACCUGUCCUGUAGUCGGAAACUGCAGAAGCAGUUUUCUGAAAAGAGGUCAUUUAAAUCUUCGAUGUACUCGAACAUAGUCCACAGCGAGCCAGUAUCUGCAGUGUAAAUGAAUCCAUACCUUCACUUUCAUUGUAGUGAGGCCCCCGUGGCGUUAGUAUUAAUCCCACCUCUUUCCUGCUCACGAGCAGUUAUUGGUGAGUAAAUAGGCAGAGAAUAGUCCACUCCAUUGCUCAGGGGCUGCCGUGCCAACAGGAUUUGUUUUUUGUUUUGUUUUUUUUCCCUAAGCCCUGCACGUCUCCACCUGAUCUCCUGAAGGAGUUCACCUCACCUCGGAAGUAGAGAGAGUAGACCAGCCCAGAUACACCACAUGGUACCACUGCUAUCACAGUCAGGAUGUUGGUGAUUUGAUUUAGCAUGUUUUGUUGUUGUUAACGUUUUAACGAGUGCAGCCAGUCUAGAUAUAACCUCUAAAAAUGGGCUUGCGUUCAAUUAUUUAAGUACUGAAACGCAUGUACAUGUGUGACAAACAAUACAACACAGCAUGAGCUGCAUUUAAAUCGAGGCAGAGGUUGAACCCAUACCUAUAGUUGCUGCAGCCCUUAGUGGAUCAUACCAAGGCCUACCUGAAUCUCUCUUCACCUCAUAGGUUGUGUAGCAUUUAUAUAACACAAUUAAACAUUAUAGUACAAGACAGAGCAAGAUAUGGUGAGUGGUGUCACUUUGGCAAAGGAAAAUAAGUCACGGUGUAACACCAAAAAAUUGUGAACCACACAACCUUUAGGCCCUGGGCAUAAAAUACAGUUUAACAAUUACAGUUUAAUAACAAGGCAUUAUAAAGUUACCUGAGCAUCAGAAUACAUUGAUAUUGACAAAAUAUCCAUUUAGUGAUGCUAAGAUAACACGUGUGUAAGAUGUAUUGUGUGCUCCUUCAGUGAUGCGCCACCUUUAGAACAAGCAGUGAAGCAGUGUGUAUAGUACGAGAGGGUGUGGGUUUGUGUUUCCUUACCAGGUUUUGAGCUGUGGGCACAUGUUAUGACACGGCAUUAACUACACAUGCUGCUGAACUCGAUCUGCUUCUGAUUCCGCUCGGCAGUUCCCCUGCCAUAAUACGGAUAAUGCUCCCGCGAUGUGUGAACACACGUGCAUGCCAGCAGAGGAACGCACGCAUACGUGUAUCAGGAGAGAUGAGUGCUCACGUGGUGUGCUCAGGGGACGUGAGGGAGAAGAAACAGUACUAGGGAGAGGGGUAGGGAGCGUGUGCUGGGGAGAGUGCUACCGCAUGCCUGCUGGUUCUCAUCAUGAAGCACAGGGGGUCGUUGUCAGGGGUCUUUGGUGGCCUAGGGGCCAGCCAACUGCUAUAUUUAUUGUUCGUAAUGUAGCAACUGUCAUGUCUAAUAGGGAACUGUAGGAUGAAUGUAUCUGGGGCAUUUAAUAGAAUCAAGUCUUUUAUUAAAAAAGAAUGAAAAAGCAA
Messenger RNA from Electrophorus electricus (electric eel), 3219 nucleotides. The record is from RefSeq and is a predicted model, not a curated record. Lineage: Eukaryota; Metazoa; Chordata; Actinopteri; Gymnotiformes; Gymnotidae.